AUGAGCCGGACGAACCCUGUGGUCCCCGCCACGAGCGGCAGCCUGCCCGACGACGGCGACAGCCCGUCACACCACUCAUCUCACGAGAUGAACGGCAGCGAAAGGAAACGCACGGGGGAGGAUGCGGUGCCGGAGAAGUUGAUGCCCGUGUCUAACGAGCCGCCGGCCUCCGACACCAUUCUCGCGAAGUUGAAACGGUGCGUGAUUGUCGUUAUUCCUCCGGGCGGUAUCCUUGCGAGCGCCUUCAACCUUGCGUCGUCGUCGAUUGGCGCCGGCAUCCUCGGUCUGCCCCUGGCAGCGAACAGCAGUGGGCUCGUGAUGGCCCUCGUGUACCUCGCGGUCAUCACGUCCCUGACCAUCUACUCGAUGUAUGCUCUUGGCUUGGCAGCGCAGCGAUCGCAGAUCCGCACCUUUGAGGGUGUUGCGUUGGCGCUGCUGGGCCGCGGAUUUGCCCUUUUUGCGGCGGGUGUGCGCAUCUUUCACGGAUUUAGCGGCUGUGUCGCGUACGUGAUCAGUGUCGGUGAUAUCUUCAGGAACAUCAUAAGCAGCAGCGACAGCGCACCGCAGUUCCUGAGGGAAUCCACCGGCAAUCGCCUGCUGACGGCCCUUGUGUGGCUCUGCGCGAUGAUGCCACUGGUGAUCCCGAAGCACGUUGAUUCGCUCCGCUACUUUUCCACCUUUGCUGUCUCCUUCAUGAUUUACUUUGUCUUGGUCAUCGUUGUGCACUCGUGUACGCACGGGCUGCCGGACAACAUCCACAAAAUCAGCGUGAGCAAGGACGAUGACGCUCCUGUGGUGCUCUUCAAUAGCGGCAACAAGGCGAUUGAGGGGCUUGGCGUCUUUAUGUUUGCAUACGUUUGUCAAAUCAACUCAUACGAGGUGUACUGGGACAUGACGGACCGCACGCUCACCAGGUUCACUCUUGCCUCCGGGCUGGGCAUGACGCUGUGCUUCCUGCUGUACGCCAUGGUGUCCUUCUUUGGCUACAUGGACUUUGGCAGGAAGGUGGACGGCUCCAUCCUGCUCAUGUACGA
Messenger RNA from Trypanosoma cruzi, 1034 nucleotides. Its product is annotated as amino acid transporter, putative. The transcript has a single exon. NCBI's taxonomy places the organism in Eukaryota, Euglenozoa, Kinetoplastea, Trypanosomatida, Trypanosomatidae. Gene Ontology annotation, molecular function: amino acid transmembrane transporter activity. Gene Ontology annotation, biological process: amino acid transmembrane transport. The record is from RefSeq and is a predicted model, not a curated record. The annotation marks the transcript as partial.